Molecule: messenger RNA, 1934 nt
Organism: Centruroides sculpturatus (bark scorpion)
Lineage: Eukaryota; Metazoa; Arthropoda; Arachnida; Scorpiones; Buthidae
Exons: 3
Coding region: 111-665 (184 amino acids)
Source: RefSeq, a predicted model, not a curated record
UUUUUCAAAUGUCUUCUGACACGAUUCUUUUCUGGUGUAAACGAAUGACAAUUUAGAACAUGUUUUCUUGUUAGCAAACAUUCUAUCAAGGAACUACGCGAUAUCGCUUCAUGAACGAUGGCUACAACAAAUGUGUCAUACCAGCAAAGAGUCUGCUGUUGAAGCAUUUUACUAUGCACGAUUCUCGAAGCUUGAUUCAAGCCAAUAUAAUCAAAUUGCUGGUGUUCGUUCGUUCGACAGAUUAUGUACCAAAAUCAUUGCGCGAGGAUGACGAAAACCAUGUACGAUUGAAGAAGAUGAUUAUGGAUUUGAAAGUGAGCCAGGCGGCAGCUGGAAUAACUUCAGAAAAGGCCUUAGAUGCAAUGAAGAUGAUGCUGUUGACUGAUUCAGCUUCCAGAAUCAAGCUGCGUGAUUCUUCACAAACAUACUUGAAAAAAGUAUUCCUGUGUAAUUUGUCUACUGUGAGCAAGGUGGGCGUUGCGACUCUGAAAUGCCUUAUGACGUCGGUGGAUUUGCAGGGCUUUAUACGUAAUGAUUGCCUAUGCUCACAUUACCCUGCCUUCACCAUACUCCUGAUGCAAAUCCUCCAGGCAGAUGCAUACGUCAGCCAACUCUCGCCCAAAUAUUUAUUCGAUCCUAGACCUCUGCUGGCCGAAUGGCACUGAACCGAGUUUUUCUAUAACUGGACUGGAUGGAAGAUUUAAUGUGGUUGAUAACACACGUAAUAGUUAUAAUGAGAAAAAAUUUUAGAAGACCAUAGAAAAUUAUCUAGGAGUUUUAAAAGGUUAUUUUAAAAUGUCUGCAAGUGGCUAUUUUAAGAACACCUUCCAUCCAGGUAUGGUUACCUGUUACUGUUUUAAGACUAUUUUAAGGUUUAAGAAGAAUGUAAACACAUAUUUUUGUGAAAUGGUUAAAAAUGUUUCAUUAGAUUAAAUGACUUACAAAAUUACAUUAAAAAACUUUUCAGUUUUAAUCAUUUAAUGACAUGGUCACUUAAUGGCCAUAUUAUGAAUCCACGUUGUUCGGUUUUUUCAAGCAUAAAUUACUAUCAUCUAGAGAAAAACCAGCCAUAUUAGCAGACCUCUGAGUCACUCACUUUUUUGGUUGUUUCCACGAGCUUAAUUAAGAUGUUGAACCAAUAAAAAAAGCCUAUAUGCUGGUUUAUCCCGGAAAAUGCCAGUUUAAGUGUAGUUAUACACAUCCCUCUCUAGAGGGAUUAAAAAAAACAAACGAGUUUCAUUCUACAACUGUGAACCUGUCAGCAUUACAUCAAAAACUGCGAUUAUGUGUUUAAUUUUUUCAUUUUGUAGGCCCACCAGUGGCCAAGCGAUAUUCGUGCCUUGAACACUGGGAAUUAGGUCGUGGAUUCGCGCCUCGCACGGACGGUUUUCCGGGUUUUCUCCAUGUCUGUAACACCUAAAUAGGAACAAGUUUCCGUUAAAAAGAGCCCGGAAGGCAUUCCCUCGACAGAUCGCCCAAGUGUUGCGUUGCUAUAACUUAAUAACAAUAAUAGUAACAACAACAUCUUCAUUUUGUCUUCUUUCUAAUGACAUAAAAUACUCGUGGAAUUCCAAAAGUGCUUUUUUUAUAUGUAUUUUAUUGUUGUUUGAUUUAAAAACGAGAAAAUAAACAUAUUAAAUUAAAGAAAAGCUGUAAAUUAUCUGCUUACACAGAGUGACAUCGGGUUUAUGUGAAAUUUGAGAGGAAGGUGUUACUUUUAGGGCCGGGGGAUGAUCAGUGUAGCUCUCACUGACUACUACCACCACUACUAAUACUGAUAAUAAUGUCAAUAAGUCGUUAAUUGUUUUGUUGUCUUGUAGACAUUGUAACGAAAAAUUGCAGUGAAAAUAUUUUCAUAAACGUGAGUUAAAUACAAUAAAAUGAUUUUAAUGAUUUUAUAGCAUGUUGUUAACGUUAAGGCUGUGUACACACUA